AUGUUGGAAGGAGCCGUAGCAAGAAUAUUAAAUCAAAUUUUAGAAAAAUAUGUAACAGACAUAGACUUCGGAAAUUUAAAUGUAGGAAUUUUUUCUGGUCAAGUUCAACUUACCGAUUUAAAGAUUAAACCUGAGGCACUGUAUGAAUUGCAACUGCCAAUCGAAGUAACAGCAGGAACGAUCGGGAAAAUAUGGCUGAAAAUACCAUGGACUGCACUAUGGCAGGAACAAAUCGUCAUAAGCAUAGAAGACGUUCUCAUUGUCUCGGAGCCUGUGGUAAAUGGUCACGAGUUCGACGCAGAAAUAAACAAGACACUUCUGAGAGCCAUGAAGAAAAAACUUCUCGAUGACGUUCAUCUAUUGGGCGGACCUUCUUCCUUUGCUCAACACCUCAUCACCAACUUACUGAACAGACUUCAGCUCACUGUUUCAAACGCAGACCCCAAAUCUGAAAACUCUCAUUACCUGGUCAAAUUGGACGCACUGUCCACAUACUGGAAUCACGAUGCAAAAUUGGGAAAAUGGAAUUUACCUUCUGAUUAUUAUGCUUGGAAAAAUGCAAUGUCAUUAAGUUUGCAAAGCUACAAAAUGAACGACGAAGAAUUCGAUUUUGGUAAACAAAACUAA
Brassicogethes aeneus is the source of this 627-nucleotide messenger RNA. The record is from the annotation of a GenBank genome assembly. NCBI's taxonomy places the organism in Eukaryota, Metazoa, Arthropoda, Insecta, Coleoptera, Nitidulidae.